Molecule: messenger RNA, 678 nt
Organism: Gloeophyllum trabeum ATCC 11539
Lineage: Eukaryota; Fungi; Basidiomycota; Agaricomycetes; Gloeophyllales; Gloeophyllaceae
Product: oligosaccharide biosynthesis protein Alg14 like protein
Exons: 5
Coding region: 1-678 (225 amino acids)
Biological process (GO): dolichol-linked oligosaccharide biosynthetic process
Cellular component (GO): UDP-N-acetylglucosamine transferase complex
Source: RefSeq, a predicted model, not a curated record
AUGGGCUACGCGUCACUGGUUGUGCUCGCUGUGGUAUUGCUGCUCCUAGGGCGUCUGUACUAUGUAUCGUUGCCGAGGGAGGGAUCACGUAGACGAAGCCAGUCGGAACCUUGCAGUCUAGCUGUUUUCCUGGGAUCUGGUGGGCAUACGAGCGAAGCCCUCAUCAUGGUGUCCGCUCUCGAUUUCUCCCGCUAUCGGCCUCGGACGUAUAUCAUCAGUGAAGGGGAUGCGCUGAGUGCGCGAAAGGCGCACGACAUGGAACAUUCAAAGUUAACGACUUCAGACACUCUCUCAUACACGGUCCUGACUAUUCCUCGUGCUCGACGGGUCCAUCAAACUCUUCUCAGCACUCCACCAACUGCUUUGUAUUCGCUACUCAGCUGCAUAUAUUAUGUGACAGUCCUCCCGCUUUUGACAAACAAAAGAAGUACAUCCUUCGCUGAAGUGCUUCUUCUCAACGGACCGGGAACUUGUUUCACGCUGUGCCUCGCAGUUUACCUUAACAGGCUGCUCGGGCUCGCUUCCCCGAGGCUACUAUACGUGGAAUCCUUCGCUCGGGUUCAAUCAUUGUCGUUAUCUGGCAAACUACUGAGCCCCUUGGUAGAUCGCUUUGUGGUCCAAUGGCCCGGACUGGUCAGAGAAUGGCCGAAGGCACUAUACCGUGGUUGGAUGGUCUGA